This is a messenger RNA of Cryptomeria japonica (Japanese cedar), 2152 nucleotides long. RefSeq names its product laccase-23. Gene Ontology annotation, biological process: lignin catabolic process. NCBI's taxonomy places the organism in Eukaryota, Viridiplantae, Streptophyta, Pinopsida, Cupressales, Cupressaceae. The coding region runs from base 131 to 1861 and encodes 576 amino acids. Gene Ontology annotation, molecular function: copper ion binding; hydroquinone:oxygen oxidoreductase activity. The transcript is spliced from 6 exons. Gene Ontology annotation, cellular component: apoplast. The record is from RefSeq and is a predicted model, not a curated record.
CCAACAAAUCCACUUAGUCUGGCACUUGACAAGGGCUAAUUUCACAUAUAAAUAUCUCAUCCUAGCUUGCCUACAAUGCAACAAGAAUUUAGGGCUCGAAACUAAUCUAGGGAUAAACUUAAUCUCUAGGAUGGAAGAUGUACUGUUCAAUCAGCAUUUCUUUGGAUUCAUGGCUUUUCCACAGAAGCUUUUUCGUGUAGUUGUGUGCAUUGUCUUUGUGGCUGCUACGGCCAUGGCACACAAUCACACUCAGACUCACACUUUCGUUCUUAAAUCCAAGUCAGUGGUGAGACUGUGCCGAAGGCAGAAUAUAAUCACUGUAAAUGGUCGGUUUCCAGGGCCAACGCUCUCUAUUACCAAUGGAGAGACUCUCAUUGUCAAAGUCAUUAACAAGGCCCAGUAUAACGCUACCAUUCACUGGCAUGGUGUGCGGCAGAUGCGUACAGCAUGGGCUGAUGGGCCAGAGUACAUAACUCAGUGCCCCAUUCGGCCUGGAGGUAGUUACACCUACAGAUUCACCGUUAGCGGCCAAGAAGGCACUCUGUGGUGGCAUGCCCACAGCUCCUGGCUCAGAGCCACUGUUUAUGGAGCUCUAAUCAUCCGUCCUAAGACAGGAACACCUUAUCCCUUCCCAAAGCCCGCCAAAGAGAUUCAUUUCCUGCUAGGGGAAUGGUGGAACAGAAAUCCCAUCGAUGUGGUGAAUGAAGCAACAAGAACAGGGGCAAACCCUAACGUCUCGGACGCUUUCACUAUCAAUGGGAAGACAGGAGAUCUGUAUAAGUGCUCAAGUGCAGAAACAUUUAAAGUUGGUGUCAAGGCAGGAGAGACUAAUCUUGUCCGGCUGAUCAACGCUGCACUCAAUACAGAUCUGUUUGUUGUCAUUGCAAACCACGAGAUGACUGUUGUGGGCGUGGAUGCUUCGUAUACAAAACCCUACAAAACGAGCGUUCUGAUGUUGGGUCCUGGCCAAACCACAGAUGCACUGGUUACUUUCGAUAAAUCAGCAGGAAGUUACUACAUUGCUGCUCGAGCAUAUGCCAGUGCUCAGGGAGCCCCCUUUGAUAACACCACCACCACUGCCAUCUUGGAAUAUAGCAAAGGAGGCUCACCUAUGAUGCCCCAACUCCCCUUGUAUAACGAUACUCAAGCCGCCACCAAGUUUGCUGCUGGGCUGAGGAGCUUGGGCUCAAAAGACCACCCUGUUUUUGUUCCUCAGACAGUGGAUGAGAGUCUUAUCUACACGGUGGGAUUGGGAUUGAUCAAUUGCCCAAGAAAUUCAUGUGGAGGUCCCAAUGGAACAAGAUUUGCAGCAAGCAUGAACAACCACUCAUUCGUUCUGCCAUCGACUACCUCAAUAUUGGAAGCCCACCAUUUCGGCUUCAAAGGAGUGUUCACCAAUGGCUUCCCUGACACUCCUCCUGUGCAGUUCAAUUACACUGGACAAAACAUAAGCAGGAGCAUCUGGGCUCCCCUGAAGACUACCACUGUGAAAGUGCUGAAAUACAAUACGGCGGUGCAGGUCAUUCUUCAGGGUACAAAUAUCUUCAUGGGUGAAAGUCACCCCAUCCAUCUCCAUGGGUAUGACUUUUACAUAGUGGGAUCAGGAUUCGGGAAUUAUAAUGCAGCAACAGAUCCAUCGAAAUUCAACCUGCAUGAUCCUCCCAUGCGCAAUACUGUGAAUGUUCCAGUCAAUGGGUGGGCUGCUAUUCGAUUUGUCGCUGACAACCCCGGAACAUGGUUUCUGCACUGCCACUUGGAUGUUCACAUUGGGUGGGGUUUGGCCAUGGUUUUCGUCGUGGAAAAUGGAGGGGAUUACUUAUCAACUCUGGAGCAGCCUCCUCCUGAUCUUCCCAGAUGCUAAAGACGAUGGCAGGAAGUUCUUCGCUAAAGAAGAUUCUAUGCUUUCGUCGUCGUUUUUUAUUGUCCUGGUCCUUUGAAAUUCCUCUCGCAUUUUAAGUCGAUUACUUUUCCUAUUUGUGUUCUUCUCUCCAUCCUAAGAGAUCUGUAGAACGGGCUUCAGAUUACAAAGCCUGCAUUGCGUUUUCUUGUUCGAUGAAUUUUAUGAUUCUGCGGUUUCAUGAUUACAGCCAGAUUAUAUUAAACUGGAGCAGAUUGUAUCGUUGAAUACAAUAGAAAAAUUAUUGUUUUAGAA